CUAUGGUUACACCCUCUUGUUCUAUUAGUAUUACCGCUAGCUUUUCACAACCCACUUCAGAUUUGUAUAUAAGGAUUUCACGCUUAUCUAUUUCAAUUGGAGCUGCUGUUUCGAGGAACUAAUAUUGACUUAUUGGAUCGAGCAUUUUUCGCCUGGAGACAGAUUUUGACAAAUGCUUCUGGGAUAUUUGUAUGUUAAAGAGAAAUCUCCAAUUUGUGGAUUGUGUUACUAAAGGAAUGUGGAUUAUCAUAAUAACUGUGCACAAACUAUAAGGUUUGUACGAGGAUAAACCAUGCUGUGGACAAAACAAGUGCUCUUGAAUUGACACCCAUCAACAAUAUUGAAGGACACUUGGAGGCCUAUCUGAGAUGAUCCUCUCCAGGUUGCCACACUGGUGAUGAAGGUAACCAUGGCAACUACCUGGACAUCAACCCUACAUCCUACCGAGGCUAUACUUAACAACUACCUCACCAACAACAACAACACAGCACUGCCGUUAAACACAGAAACAGACUACAACAACAAUGAUGUUGUAUCCGAUGGUGGCCUCAGCUGGCCUGUAUUGCUUCUGAUACCUAUCAUCCUUUGCACCAUCAUUGGAAACCUCCUGGUGUGCUUGGCCAUUAGCAGGGAUCGCAGGCUACACAACCUGACCAAUCUUUUCCUCUUCUCCAUGGCCAUUGCCGACCUCUUGGUGGCGCUGCUCGUCAUGCCAUUUGGACUUACAAAAGACCUACUAGGACACUGGUCAAUGGGCCUUAGUAUGUGCGAUAUCUGGACCACCAUGGACGUCUUCUGCUGCACAUCGUCCAUACUGCACAUGUGUACCAUCAGUAUCGACCGCUACCUGGCGAUCAGCGACCCACUGCGCAACAAACGCCAACCAAGAACAAGACGUGGUAUCAUCAUCAAGAUCUGCAUCGUCUGGGCCUGUGCAGCGGGACUGUCCAGUCCUCUUUGCAUCAUGGGCUUCUUGCAACCUGCAACGGUCCUCAACAAUGGCCAAUGUGCAGUAACCAACAUCCACUUUAUGAUCUAUGGAUCGGUCGUAGCAUUCUUCAUCCCACUGUGCAUCGUCAUCAUCACGUACUGCCUAACAACUUAUACUCUUUACAAGAAGAUGAAACUCUGCAAGGAGGGAGAGACUAGCGACAUGAUCCACAACAAAGACAAACAGAAGACCUAUCCAAGGUUCGUUCUGCAGAUGGCAAAGAGGAAUGGCUUUGAGCCUGUCAAAGACACCAAGUGCGAUACCUCAAGCAUUGAAAGCUUGCCAACCCCAAAAGAGUGCCGACUGUCUCAAUCAUCUCUCUCAUCAAUCAAUAGCGACAACAGUGGUCUUAAGCCAAAUGCAACUCAUCUCAGCCUUAGACGAACUAUGUCGCACCAAGGCCGGAGUGGUAUGAAACGGCUCAGCACUGAGCAACGAGCCAGCAAGGUACUCGGACUGGUCUUUACUACCUUUGUGGUGGGUUGGACGCCGUUCUUUGUGGCAAAUAUCAUCGGCGCGCUCUGUCCCAGUUGUGCCCUUGAUGCAACCGUGUUUACAAUCUGCACAUGGAUUGGCUGGGGGUCCAGCAUGGUGAAUCCAUUCAUCUAUACAGCCUUCAACGUCCGAUUCAGACAAGCUUUCAUCGGGCUCUUAUCAUGCAAUAGGUAUUACACCCUCCCAAAGAGAAAUCCCUUUAAAAUCUCUGAGAGGGGUAGAGAAAGGGGUCCAGACAGGAGCAUCCCUAUGCGGCGUAAGUUUGUUGCCUACGAUGGCAGCAUGAAUCGCAAUGGUAACACUCUUUGGUCAUUGCCAGAGGCAUCCCAGUGAUAUGACGAUAAUCUUUGUAAACAUAUCAUAUCAUAUCUAUGCUUUUCUGACUAGUGCUAAAAAGUUUGACACUGAAAUAUUAGGUAUUUUUGCUAGAAAAAAAAGGGUGGAAAUGGGAUACAUGGUCGUUAAACAGAACCCCUAUAGUUUUAAGAUGCUCUUGUUCAUGUAGAUAUCAAUAGAAAGAAUACGAUAUGGUGUGAAAAGAAAUAUUUAUUGCUACAACUCCUUGUGCUUCAUGAAACAAAUUAUCAUCUAGACACUGCAGCAUACGUGUAAUAAUUAAGUAUGUGAGAUGUAUAGUAUGUAAUAGCUGACUAAAAAGGGAACUGAGGUGACGACGGAUAAAAAGAUACUGUUUAACUCCUGAAAAUCCACAUGUUGGACUAUUGGUCCACUAAAAGUUAUGGGAAGCUGGGUGAUAAAUCGGUGAUGAUCAAUCGGUGGUAAUUAAUGGUAUGAAGCUCCUAAAACAUUACCCCUCUAGCCCAGAUGGUACCUGUAUCUAUUUGUUAACCUAUUCUGUACUGCACUGCAAAAAGAAAAGAAUUCAUUAUUCUUAUUGAUAUUUCUUUUCUCUUACUAAACGAUGAUAAUUUGUCAUAAAAACUUAGAUUUAUUCCUGACAUUUUACCACAUAAAAGACUUUCACUUUCAAGUGAUUCAAUUAAACUGUCUUUAGGACAAUACAGUUUUGUACCCACGUGUAUGGAAAAGGGUAAAAAUAGAUAUUCUUUCCCGUAUUAACACAUUGACUACUGAAUUCUCAUAUUCCCUAAGAACCACUCUGUCCCAGUAUGCAAUGGGUUAAAUGUAAAGACCAGUUCUGGUCAUGCAAUUGCAUUGUGAAAGAAACGUUAUGGAAUUGAUCAGAAAAGGUCGAUCAU
Strongylocentrotus purpuratus (purple sea urchin) is the source of this 2706-nucleotide messenger RNA. Its product is annotated as 5-hydroxytryptamine receptor 2A-like. Gene Ontology annotation, molecular function: dopamine neurotransmitter receptor activity, coupled via Gi/Go; G protein-coupled receptor activity. Bases 398 to 1819 code for a protein of 473 amino acids. Gene Ontology annotation, biological process: adenylate cyclase-activating adrenergic receptor signaling pathway. Gene Ontology annotation, cellular component: membrane. The transcript has 4 exons. The record is from RefSeq and is a predicted model, not a curated record. NCBI's taxonomy places the organism in Eukaryota, Metazoa, Echinodermata, Echinoidea, Camarodonta, Strongylocentrotidae.